Messenger RNA from Carassius gibelio (silver crucian carp), 2085 nucleotides. RefSeq names its product nuclear factor 7, ovary. The record is from RefSeq and is a predicted model, not a curated record. Gene Ontology annotation, molecular function: protein binding; zinc ion binding. Lineage: Eukaryota; Metazoa; Chordata; Actinopteri; Cypriniformes; Cyprinidae. The transcript has 7 exons. Bases 468 to 1823 code for a protein of 451 amino acids.
UGACAUGACAACCCUGGAGGAACUCUGUGAGAAAUAUAGAGCAAGAACUAAAACAUAUUAUCAACAUUUGUGUUUUUCAUUGUUCUUUUGUUUUUGAUUUAAGGUUUUCUAGCAUUAUAAAUAUGAAAGUUUCAAUGCAAGUUAAUCAUUAAUGCAUUUUAUUGAUAUUUAACCUGAAGAAGUCCUGCUGUUGUCGUCAGACUGUUUGAAAAUCAGAAACUCCUCCCUCUUACAACACUAACCAGGAAGAGACGCACUUGUUAUUUCUUCUUUCUGUCACUGAUUUUCUUCUCUUUGACAAAAGCAAACAAGAAUCAGUCAUCAGAGGACGACGAAGAGAAAGACUUUGAAGAAGUUUGUUUCUGAACAGACAGCAGAUCUUUGUGAUUCUCGAGGUUAUUCGUGUUUGAAACCGUCGUUCAGAAAGUGAAAGUAAAGUUUAGGUUGCUGGAGCUCAAACAGUGAAAAUGGCUUCACUAUCUGUAGAAGAGCUUUCUUGUCCCGUGUGCUGUGAUAUCUACAAAGUUCCGGUUUUUCUGUCAUGUAGUCACAGUGUCUGUAAAGAGUGUCUUCAACAGUUCUGGAGAACCAAGAAAACUCAGGAGUGUCCUGUCUGCAGGAGAAGGUCCUCCAAUGCUCAACCUCCAAUUAAUCUGGUGUUAAAAAACUUGUGUGAGUCGUUCCUGAAGGAGAGAAAUGAGAGUCGUUCAUCAGGAUCUGAGGAGAUCUGCAGUUUACACAGUGAGAAACUCAAACUCUUCUGUCUGGAAGACAAACAGCCAGCGUGUAUAGUGUGCUUUACUUCACAGAAACACGUCAGUCACACAAUCAGACCCAUCAGUGAAGUUGUUCCUUCAUAUAAGGAGGAGAUCAAUACAGAACUGAAGUCCUUACAGGAGAAACUUCAACACAAUGAAAACAUUAAAGAAGAGUUUGAGAAAACAGUUCAACACAUCAAGUCUCAAGCUGAGCACACAGAGCGUCAGAUUAAACAGCAGUUUGAGAAGCUUCAUCAGUUUCUCAGAGAUGAAGAAGAAGCUACAAUCACUGCACUGAGAGAGGAAGAGGAGCAGAAGAAGCAGAUGAUGAAGGGGAAGCUGGAGGAGAUGAACAGACACAUCUCAGCUCUUUCACACACAAUCAAAGACACGGAGGAGAUGAUGAAAGCCAGUGACGUCUGCUUUCUGAAGGAGUUUCCAGUCACGAUGGAAAGAGUCCAGAUCUCAUCACAGCCGGAUCCACAGACUCCUUCUGGAGCUUUGAUUCAUGUGCCGCGUUACUUGGGCAACCUGCCCUUCAGAGUCUGGAAGAAGAUGCAGGACAUCAUCCAAAACACUCCUGUGAUUCUGGAUCCAAACACUGCAGAACCACGUCUCGUCCUGUCUGAUGAUCUGACCAGUGUGAGAUACAGCGAGAACAAACAACCUCUUCCUGAUAAUCCAGAGAGAUUUGACUCUUAUCCCUGUGUUCUGGGUUCAGAGGGUUUUAACUCAGGAACACACUGCUGGGAUGUGGAGGUUAAAGAGAGUCCAGCCUGGAGACUUGGAGUAACUACAGAAUCAAACCAGAGGAAGGGAUGUGUUUUCUUUAACACUGAUGUCUGGAGUGUGCAGCGUGGAUUGCCUGUUCGGUUUGGUUUUCCUGUUAAACAGAAGCUUGAGCGUAUGAGAGUUGAUCUGGACUAUGAGAGAGGAACAGUGUCAUUCUCUGAUCCUGUAACUAACACACAUCUACACACAUUCACAACCACCUUCACUCACACACUCUUUCCUUUCUUCUGGUGUGUUUCCUCUCUGAGGAUCUUAUCGUUCAAUAGUCAGUAAAUGUUACUCCUGUAGUUCUGGAUCCACCUGUUUUCAUCUUUUACACUCAUCAUGUUUCCAAUAUUUGAUUCAUAUCACAAUUUGUUUGACAUGAGACUAAAUGAGUAACUGUUUAUUUCAGUAAUAGAGGUUAAAUGAUACAUGUGAUCAGUUUGUUCAUUAAUGUAAAUCAGGGAUGAGUAACUGGCACCCACACACACAAACACACACACACACACACACACACAUUCUCCAUACGGUCUCUUACAGGAAUUGUUUGUGU